Messenger RNA from Trypanosoma rangeli, 1332 nucleotides. RefSeq lists its product as uncharacterized. The annotation marks the transcript as partial. Lineage: Eukaryota; Euglenozoa; Kinetoplastea; Trypanosomatida; Trypanosomatidae. The transcript has a single exon. The record is from RefSeq and is a predicted model, not a curated record.
AUGGCGGCCGAAGUUGUCAUGCGGGCGCUCUCCGCGACGAGGACCGUCGUCCGGUGGGUGGCGCUGCUGCUGCUGCUGCAGUGCCUGGGCAGCCACCCCUCCUUCGCCGCGGCCGAAGAAGACAAAUACGUGAGGGUUAAAAUCAAGAAAUAUUUCAGCUUGCCCUAUUCAGCGUUUGAAAAUUAUGGACGUUUGGUGUAUUGGGGCUCGUCGUCAGCAAGCUGUAAAUCUGAAGGAGGCCUCCUUACUGCGGAUCAAACACUUGCUGCGCAUGAGUCCAUCACAGAUUACUUGAGACAGAUGGGAGACGUUGCCAAUAAGGAGGUAUUCACGUACAUGGGCGGUGACGCCGUGUACAGCGCCAGGUGGCCGGAAAACCCCGACAAGAAGUGUGGUCGAGAAGUUGCCAAGGCAUCGUUGAACUGCAUUUUUGAGUGGAAUCAGGGCGAGUUUGUGGGCACGGUGAUGGGAUAUUAUGGUGCUCCGUUUUUCAGAGGUUCACUGCACUCCCUCGCUGGCGCAGGCCCAAUGAACGGGUACGAGUCCUACUGGCACGAUGGUUACCCUGCGCACGGCCAAUUGUAUUUAAUAUCUCGCCUGGAUAUGACGAAGGAAGAUGUGAACGCAACGUGGUACGACGGGACAGACCAUGCUUACAUGGACCCUGAUAUGCCUUUUGCGGCAUUCAGCAUUGUCUGUGAGGCGCAAGACGAACUCAUAACGACGACAACGACAACGACGACGACGGAGGCCCCGACAACGACAACGACGACGGAGGCUCCGACAACGACAACGACGACGGAGGCCCCGACAACGACAACGACGACGACGACGGAGGCUCCGAACGCGACGACGACCACGACGACGUUGCCGCCGGAGGUGGUGGUGUCGUGGGCACAGAAGCACUGUUACGCCAUUCUUGCCGUGUUGCUGCCGCUUGUCGCUCUGCUUGCACUAAUUAUUAUCAUCAUGUGCUGUUGUUGUCGCCGUCUCAGCGAUGAUCAAUCCACGGGGGCGGUGCCCAUGGAAUUGCAGGAGGUGAACGACAAAACCUUGUAUGAAGCCCAAAAGGGGCGGCGAGGAGGCCCGGGUGUGUCCGAGGACCCCGUUGUUUCCGCGUUUUCUCCCCGUGAGCAGCAGAAUGUGUUGCAGCGAAAUUCCUGGAUUGUGCCUUCGCAACCUGCGGUGCCCUUUGAAUCCUCGCCACUCCUACCACCCGCAGAAGAUACUUCCCAGCCGUUGAGGCAGCCCAGACGCCAUGGUCAGAGGCGCGUUGCAUCGGGUACGUUUGCAAGUGUGGAGUUUCCAAGGGGCGAUGAGAUUGUUGAAGGC